Messenger RNA from Saccostrea echinata, 789 nucleotides. Its product is annotated as protein delta homolog 1-like. The transcript is spliced from 9 exons. Gene Ontology annotation, biological process: establishment or maintenance of epithelial cell apical/basal polarity; heterophilic cell-cell adhesion. Gene Ontology annotation, cellular component: plasma membrane; protein-containing complex. The coding region runs from base 1 to 789 and encodes 262 amino acids. The record is from RefSeq and is a predicted model, not a curated record. NCBI's taxonomy places the organism in Eukaryota, Metazoa, Mollusca, Bivalvia, Ostreida, Ostreidae.
AUGGUAAAACUGGAGAGAAAUGUGAUACGGACAUUGACAAGUGUGUGGAACAUCGCUGUACAAGGAACGAAAUGUGUUAUCAUGAGAAGUCUCAAAAUUAUACUUGCAGUCCAAUCAGACGAGCUACUGGAUGCGGUGCCUUAUGUGCAAAUGACAAUAGUUCCAUCUGCCUCUACAAUGAACUUCAUAACCCAGCCUGUUUCUGUGGUGUGUUCCCCCAAUCCAUGCCUUAAUGAUGGUAUCUGUCAGACCAUGUCAAAUGGAACAAUGAAAUGCUACUGCAGUAAUGAUUCAGUCACCGGAAUAUUUUGUGAGAAAGAAUAUUUGGAAGACUGCAAAAGAGCAUCUCCGUGUAAAAACAAGGCCGCAUGCUACACCGUUAAUCAGACUGAGACAUGCAUCUGUCGACUUGGAUUUCAUGGACCAAUUUGUUCCGAGGAUGCAAACGAAAAUCUUACAAGCACAGUGGACACUGGGGCCAGAUUUACAGAUGUUGCGCUACCAAAAACAGUUAUUUGCUACAUUUCCUCUCCAUGCCCGAUUCCGUUUACAGUUACCAGAAACAUUCAUGACAAGCCUUCGAUUGUUCCUGGGUAUUUAGAUCCUUCAAUGAAAAUCCUGAUGUUAGAGCUGUUACACAUAGAAUCACGUGGUGGUAUUGUACAUGGAAUCUUAGAGGUGAUUGAUAAUACCCUGGGAACAAAAACAAUAUGUCUGGAUUCAGUGGAAAUCUCCAGGCAAGUUACUAUUCUGAUUUUCCAACAAUAUGACCAUAACCCUGUUUUUUAA